AUGUUGCUGCUGAGUGUUGCCUCAGUAUGCGCCACUGAGAACACGAUAUCCACUAAUGAUAAUGGUAAUCGUGCUGAUUGCCCUGAGGGUAGUGGCGGUACUAAUCGUUGCUCUUCUGCUGCUUCUGCUGCUGCUGCUGCUAGUGCUGCCGCUUCUUGUACUGAUGGUGGAUCUACUAAAUCUACUGGUGAUACUUGUACUCGUGCACCUCAAGGUCUACCUACUGGAUCUGGUGGUAGUGGUGAUGCGGGUCCAUCUACACAACCAAACACUGUUCCAACAGGAAAAGAACAUGAAGGUCCUUCUGCUGGUGAUCCCGCUCCUCCUCUUACUGCACCAAGUGUAAGAACUGAUGGAGAAGGUCCCGCUGGUGAUCAAGUUGAAAACAAAACACCGGAGCUUCGAGAUGGAACACCACCAGAUAGUGAUCCUACUGCAGGUGAAGGUACAAAUGAAAUCAGCAGCAACAGUGAAGGAAGUGGAAGUGCACCAUCACAGGCUCCACCUUCCUCCACCACUUCAGAAACAGCGAGUAACGGUGGUUCUAAUGCUGCUACGACUGAGACUGAUACAACAUCUGCAGAGAGUGAAUCAACAAGGAACCAAAAUGAUGGAGGAAAUACAGAUACCACCACCACCACAACAACAACAACACUUCCUCCUGAACUCUCAAACAACAAGAAGGGUGAUGCAGACAGCAGCAGCAGUAUCAGCAGUUCUGUGUGGGUGCGUGUACCACUACUGAUUGUGGUUACACUGGCCUGUAUUCUUGUAUGCUGA
Messenger RNA from Trypanosoma theileri, 780 nucleotides. RefSeq lists its product as uncharacterized. The transcript has a single exon. Bases 1 to 780 code for a protein of 259 amino acids. Lineage: Eukaryota; Euglenozoa; Kinetoplastea; Trypanosomatida; Trypanosomatidae. The record is from RefSeq and is a predicted model, not a curated record.